AUGGAUCGCGUAAAGUUAGAUUCACUUCAAGGUUUUACCGUGAACUUCGCUCCCUUCUUUUCGCAUUCUUCGAAAUAUUAUCUAAUUAUAUCAAGUAUGGUGCGAGUGAGACGCCAAAAUACCCAGCCCCUCGAGGAUAUAUCGGUGGCCCCCUCAACCUUCUCCGAUGGUCUGCCGCUGCCUAAACUGAUCACAUUCGAUCUUGACUACACACUAUGGCCAUUCUGGGUCGAUAUGGACGUCAGUACACCCAUAAAGUCUCGUGAUAAUAAUUCUCGCGUAACGGACCGAUGGAAUGAAUCUUUUGCAUUCUACCCCGCAGUCUCCUCAAUAAUACAAGCUUGCGCGAGCCGUUCAAUCCCAUUAGCUCUAGCCUCACGAACAAGCGCCCCUGAACUAGCACGCGAGAUGCUCAAAUCUCUGCAUAUUAUCCCGGCCUUUUCGGACAAAUCGACCGCAAACACACGAACAACUCGCGCGUUAGAAUAUUUUGACUACGUUCAAAUAUUCCCGGGGAACAAGACGCAGCAUUUCUCCCGAAUCCAACAGGCAAGCGGGACUGCAUAUGAAGAUAUGCUCUUUUUCGAUGAUGAGGCGCGGAAUCGCAAUGUUGAAUCGGAACUCGGAGUCACUUUUUAUCUGGUACGAAGGGGAAUGACCAUAGAUGAGGUAGAUCAGGGUGUUUGGGCCUGGAGAAAGAGAAAUGGGAUCAAACAGAAGAACGGGGAUGAAGAAGUGAACUGA
Molecule: messenger RNA, 744 nt
Organism: Penicillium taxi
Lineage: Eukaryota; Fungi; Ascomycota; Eurotiomycetes; Eurotiales; Aspergillaceae
Product: Mg-dependent acid phosphatase
Exons: 3
Coding region: 1-744 (247 amino acids)
Molecular function (GO): acid phosphatase activity
Source: RefSeq, a predicted model, not a curated record